Messenger RNA from Orycteropus afer afer, 921 nucleotides. Its product is annotated as olfactory receptor 2T11-like. Lineage: Eukaryota; Metazoa; Chordata; Mammalia; Tubulidentata; Orycteropodidae. The record is from RefSeq and is a predicted model, not a curated record. Gene Ontology annotation, cellular component: membrane. Gene Ontology annotation, biological process: G protein-coupled receptor signaling pathway. Gene Ontology annotation, molecular function: G protein-coupled receptor activity; olfactory receptor activity.
AUGCAGAAGCGUUCCUGGAAUACAAAUACUUCAUCCUCUGACUUUAUCCUACUGGGGCUUCUGGUGAACAGUCAGGCUACAGGGAUUGUCUUCACUGUUAUCCUUGCUAUUUUCUUGGUGGUUAUAACUGCAAAUUUGGUCAUGAUAUUUUUGAUUCAGGUGGACACUCACCUCCAUACUCCCAUGUACUUUCUGCUCAGUCAGUUGUCUAUAAUGGACACCCUUUUCAUUUGUACCACUGUCCCAAAGCGCCUGGUUGACAUGGUAUCCCAAAGGAAGACCAUUUCUUUCGUGGCCUGUGGCAUCCAGAUCUUUCUCUACUUGACCAUGAUUGGCUCAGAGUUCUUUCUUCUGGGCCUCAUGGCCUAUGACUAUGUGGCUGUCUGUAACCCCCGUAGGUAUCCAGUCUUGAUGAAUCACAAGGCGUGUCUCCUUCUGGCUUCUGGUGCUUGGUUUGGUGGCUCUCUCGAUGGCUUUCUGCUAACCCCCAUCACUAUGAAUGUCCCCUAUUGUGGCUCCCGCAGCAUCAACCAUUUCUUCUGGGAGAUCCCUGCAGUGCUCAAACUGGCCUGUGCUGACACAUCCUUGUAUAAAACUCUGAUGUACGUCUGCUGUGUAUUCAUGCUGCUCAUCCCCAUCUCAAUCAUCUCUACUUCUUACUCUCUAAUCUUGUUAACUGUCCACUGCAUGCACUCUGCAGAAGGCCGGAAGAAAGCUUUUACCACUUGCUCAUCCCACUUGACUGUUGUCAGUAUCUUUUAUGGAGCUGCCUUCUACACAUAUGUGCUUCCCCAGUCAUUCCACACUCCUGAGCAGGACAAAGUAGUGUCAGCCUUUUAUACCAUAGUCAGCCCUCUUAUCUACAGCCUCAGGAACAAGGAUGGAACAUUUCAGUGCAGAGAGAAAUAUGACGAUGGAUGA